This is a messenger RNA of Prunus armeniaca (apricot), 300 nucleotides long. NCBI's taxonomy places the organism in Eukaryota, Viridiplantae, Streptophyta, Magnoliopsida, Rosales, Rosaceae. The record is from the annotation of a GenBank genome assembly.
AUGGCAAAAACUAUCUACAUGUCCACCCAAUGUUCCUUCAUGCAAAUGCCACUUCACAUAAAUGGGCAUUUUGUGGACAGUACAUUCCUUUUUUUAUUCUUGUUUUCAGCCAUAGCAGAUCUACUUGACAAUGUAGUUGAUGAGAUCCAAAAUGGGGCCACUUUUGUCAUUGUAGAUAAAACCUCAAAUCCAAGGGAUGGAAGUCCAGCAUUGUUAAUUCCAGACAAGAAGAUGCUCAAGAGUUCCCUUAGCUUCAUUAUGGAUCAGAUGCAUGAUGAAUUACUUAAGCUUGAAGGAUAG